Andrographis paniculata is the source of this 630-nucleotide messenger RNA. Its product is annotated as 60S ribosomal protein L36-2-like. The record is from RefSeq and is a predicted model, not a curated record. The coding region runs from base 111 to 443 and encodes 110 amino acids. Gene Ontology annotation, cellular component: ribosome; cytosolic large ribosomal subunit. Gene Ontology annotation, molecular function: structural constituent of ribosome. Lineage: Eukaryota; Viridiplantae; Streptophyta; Magnoliopsida; Lamiales; Acanthaceae. The transcript has 4 exons. Gene Ontology annotation, biological process: cytoplasmic translation.
AAACUCUAAAUACAGCCUGCGCAGCCACAGUGCCCUCUUCCAACUUUACUAUAAAUACCAAAACCCUAAUCUGAGAUGAGCGCUCCUCUCAGACAUCGGCGGAAAAGGCAAUGGCUCCAAAGCAGCCGAACAGUGGCUUAUUUGUGGGGUUGAAAAGAGGGCAUGUUGUUACCCCGAAGGAAUUGGCGCCUCGUCCUGCUGAUAGGAAAGGGAAAACAAGCAAGAGAGUUCAUUUUGUGAGGAGCCUUAUUCGGGAAGUAGCUGGAUUCGCACCUUACGAGAAAAGAAUAACCGAACUUUUGAAAGUUGGCAAGGACAAGCGCGCCUUGAAGGUGGCCAAGAGAAAAUUGGGCACUCACAAGAGGGCCAAGAGGAAGAGAGAGGAAAUGUCAAGUGCACUCCGGAAGAUGAGGGCUGCGGGUGGUGGUGAGAAGAAGAAAUAAAAAACACAGAUAAACCAUUCAUCGAUGAUACUUGACCAGUCUGGUAGAACAAAUACAUUUUUAAAAGUUUUGUUUCGCGGAUUAGAUUUAUAUUUUUUCGAUCAGUGUGUAGUGCCAUGAACUUAUUCACCAUAUUCUAACUCAUCCAUCUCCCCUGUUUUUGUCGUGCGGAUUAGAUUUAUAUUUU